GAUCCUGCCUCCGCGUUUUCCUCUAUUCCCGCCCCUUCCCACACAAUCGCUGUGGUAAGGUUUCGUGGUGCACAGCUGUCAACUUCUAUCGCUCAUAAGGGCAGAUUGCUGAGUUAUUUUGUUGGGUGUAUCUCCUAUCUUUUUAUUUUCUGCUUCUGAGUUGGUGUCCUUUUUCUGUGUUCGUUUCCUUCAUUCGUAUUUGUUUGGGUUUAGAACACUUAUAGUUUCUAAACAUGCCUGGAGAGGAAGCGGCACCUACGGCAGCAGCAGCAGCUACACCAGCGCCCCAUCAAGAGAAGCCCGAAGAACAAAAGCAAGAAGGAGAAAAGGAUAAAACAGAGCAGCCAGCUGUCCAGCAGCAACCUGAAGUAACCUACAAAACCUUACAGCUCUCCAGCUUCGGGGGCUAUGAUAAAGUAAAACUGGUAAUGAAGAAGGGCGCGCCGCCAGCUCCCAAAGCGGGCGAGAUACAAGUACGGGUGAAAGCCUGUGGCUUGAAUUUUGCAGACUUGCUUGCCAGGCAAGGGUUGUAUGAAAAACUGCCAUCCCCACCUGUCACCCCAGGUAUGGAGUGUUCAGGGAUAGUGGAAGCUGUUGGGGAAGGGGUGACGAAUAGGAAGGUUGGUGACAGAGUGAUACUACUGAAUAGGCACGGAUUGUGGCAGGAAGUGGUGGUAGCACCAGUUGACCGCUCUUUCAUGAUCCCUGAAGGGAUGAGUUUUGAGGAAGCAGCUGCACUCCUUGUGAACUAUAUUACAGCUUAUAUGAUGAUUUUCGACUUUGGGAAUCUGCGACCUAACCAAAGUAUUCUAAUUCAUAUGGCAGCAGGUGGUGUGGGAAUUGCUGCUACGCAGCUGUGUAAAACAGUGAACAAUGUUACCAUCUUUGGUACUUCAACAGCUUCCAAGCAUGAAGCUAUUAAAGAAAUUGGUGUCACCAAUCCCAUUGAUUAUAGGACAACAGAUUAUGUGGAAGAGGUUCGAAAAGUUUCAUCUAAAGGUGUAGAUAUAGUUUUGGACCCCUUGGGAGGAUCUGACACCUGCAAAGCAUUCAGUCUUUUGAAGCCUAUGGGCAAACUCAUAACCUAUGGUGCUGCAAAUUUGCUAACUGGCCAAAAGAAAAACCUGGUAGCCAUAGCAAAGACAUGGUGGAAUCAGUUCAGUAUCAAUGCUGUACAGCUUAUUCAUUCCAACAAGGCUGUAUGUGGCUUCCAUCUUGGCUACCUUGAUGAAGAAACCGAGCUAAUAUCUGCUGUCGUAGCUAAGCUGUUUGAAUUGUACCAGAGUGGCAAGAUCAAGCCUAGAAUAGACUCCACCUGGCCAUUUGAACAGGUUGGAGAUGCAAUGAGACACAUGCAGGAGCGAAAAAAUAUUGGAAAAGUGAUUUUGGUGCCCGAGGGAAAGAAAGAAGAAAAGAAGGAAGAAGAUAUAGAAGAGAGGGAAGAAAAGAAGGAAGAGAAGUGAAAAUUUUCUUAAAAUUCAAGCGAACAGCAAGCUACCAGUUUGAGUUUACAUAAUUUACUAACCUGUUCAGGACCUGGAAAUGGACAGAAUGCAGUUUAUUGAUUUGUGUGUCUUUUUUUUUUUUUUUCAGAAGUCUGAACCUAAGCCAAAAUGUUCAGUUUACAAAAAGAAUGAAAUGCCACUGCCGUUGCCUGUCUAAAAUGCUAGGCAGAAUACUUUGACAAACUCAUGAAUGACCAAACCUUAGAAACCUACCAGCACGGUUUACAUUUAAAUGCUGAUUAAGGAAUUGUUAGACUUGCUCUUUCCUUUCUUUUCUGUUUAUUUCUGGCCAGCAUGACAGUAUGUGAAGUGCACGAAGUUCUGUGCUGCAUCACACACACUCUUGUGGUGUGUCUAAAUUUAGAUUGUUUUGCUCCCUUUUGUUAAUUUGUGGAGUUCGGUAGCAAAAAAAAAUCCUGUUUUCUCUCCAUUGUUUAGUACUCCAUCAGAACAGAAUGCUGCUGCUUCCUCAGUAGUGAGGGUGGUAUCUCAGCAACUUUGACAUUCAACAUUUCACAGACAACUGAAUAAUUUUUCAAAUUGUUACAAAGGCCUGCAUAUUACAAAGAGUAAAUAUGGUGGACAGUAGGUAAACUAUUUUAAUGUUAGUUUAACUGUGUGGGCAUAUCUUUGCGUUUUCAAAUGAAAAUGCUUCUUUGCAGGGUUUGCUGCAUUUACCUUUUUAAAGCUCCUUGUAUUGUGAUCAGUAGAAUGAUGUACCAAAAGCUGUUGCAUGCUUUUGAAGUAUUGUUGUCAGUGUUUCGUUUGACUGCAUGUUAACCAAUUUUCCAUCUGCCACUGCUUAGUACAUAAGCAAUAUUCUUUGCUGAAAUUGGUGUGGGAGCUAAUGGAUAGGACUUCAGCAGAUUGUGUAGCUUUUGCUGUGUUGAUCAAGCAGGUUGUUAUGUAGCUUUGUUGUGGAGUGUGGCAUUUAGCUGGAUGAAGUUUAGUAAAGGAUUAAAGUGCUGCAUCUGCAUGAGUGUGAAAGACCUUAUUGGUUUGAUGUAUUCAUGUGAAUGGAGUUGUCAUUGUCAGCUGUGCAUUGAUUCAUUUUGUAGAAUUAAAGCACACACGGGCUGAAUUUUGACCUCUGUUUGUCUUUGGCAAUAGAUGUGGGUGAUGGGCACUUGCCUAUUACAUGAUGAUGCUUAUUUAACAUAGGAUUCUUGUAAUGCUCUGUUAGCACCAAAAACUGAGUGCAUGGACAAACCCUAUUUACUUUUGUAUACCUUUACAGUUUUGUGUGGUUAGUAUUGCCUUGGCACUUAACUGGCACAGCACAUUUAGUACCAGUCAAAGGUAUGAGCAAGUAUUUUGUAGGGAGUGAAUUAGACCUCUAAAAAGUUUUGGCCAGAUCUGUCCCACCAAGAAUCCAAUGUUCUUACUCUGUUGUAAAUUUAAGUAUUUAGGGAGAUGAAGAAAUUGCUGCACAGAAUUAUCGAGCAUACAUAAUAAACUUGUACCAUACUUUCAAAGCAUUUUUAAGCUGCUAAAAAUUGCAUUUUCUUAUUGCUAGUUUCAGUCUUUUAACUGUCUGCCUACUGUGAACUAAGAACAGCCCUUUACAAGCAUGCAGCCUUUUGAAUGUGAUCCCACAUACAUUGUUCUAGUCAUUCUAUUAAGUGGCCACUUCAGCGUUUCAACAUAAUCACUUCUUAAAAUUGCUUGCAUUGUCUAUUCAACACAUUUGCACUGUGGAGCUCAAACCUUUAGGGCUUGUUACCAUGAAAUUUAAUUUGCACAGUCUAUAAUGGGCUGCCUUUUUUUUAUUGCACUCUUCAGCUUUCAUAGUUGUGCCAAUGUUCACUUUCAGAAUGGUAGUGCCAAGAUUUUAGUAAACGUUGUGAUGCAUGGUGGUGACCAAGGAAGGCUGUAAUCUCUUGGUUGCUCUUCCUUGUAUAGCUUUUUUUAAACUUCUUUGCAGUGCCGUUUUUCCGUGCAGCUCUUGCCUUCAGCUCCACCAUUACUAUUACUAAACAUACGUAUGCAAUAUUCAUUGUGUAACUGGCACUUCAUGUGGAAAUGACAAUGCGUACUACUUUGAAGGGAGUGUAUUACGGAGAUGUCACUUUUCCCAGCAUUUGUUAACAAAAACAUUCUGCUAAUUAUGAUGCAACUAGCAUACACUGUCCAUGUGUACUGUUUAUUGCUUUACUUUAUAAAGCUCAAGUCAUCUGCACUAUUGAAAUAUAAGCUUUGCAAGUAAUAGUUGACUGUAACAAGAGGUAGAAGUGUAUUUUUACAGGUGUUUUAAAUAUUCUGUUUUAUAAAAUCUGCUGCUUUAGCUUAAGUUGUUUCUGUAUAACAGUUUGGCUGAACCUUUCUUUAAAGGAUAUAUACAUGACCUGUAGCUGUUACAGCUUGAAAGGCUGUGGAAAAAUAUUUUCCAGUUUAGUGUUAAUGUCUCUAUGGUAAGUUAGUAUUCUUCCAGAUGGAUCUGUUAAAUACUGGUACUGUAGUACAGCUUUUAUUUUGGACAUGUGAUAGGAAUAGUGUAGGCUAUUAAAAUUUGAAGCGUUUGUUUUGACAUGUUUUGCAAUUGUACUACAGUAUUAAUACUGCCUUAGCUGUGGUCUGAACUGUAGUUUGAAAAGGAUUUGUUUUUUUCAGUCUUUACCAGUAUUGCAUUUUAAAGAAGUCACUUUAUUGUGCUUGGUUAAGGUCAGUUUAAUUUUUUUGUGUGUGCAGCGUAGUAUGGAUUUCUAGUUUACCACUUGUCCAAACAUUGUUGUUCUCUCUCCCUCAACCACCAUCAUCAGUAUAAAAUAUAAGAUUUCUGUUACAUCAUUUGAGGAUGUGAAGAAAUGAUAGUUACUUGUGAAAGUUAUCUCUGCAUCUAAGAAGCAUGAAGACAGCCAUCCCCAACUGCCAAAAUGUAAUUUGCUUCCCAGGUAACUUAGGCUUGCUGCUCCAGGCAUUAAAUAACUUGGCAGUUUAUAUUGCUCACAUGUCUUGAGCAGUGUUUUGGGGCGUAAACUGAUGUAAUUGAGAGAAGGCUGACUGAAUGUGCGUUAGUUGCAGGCUGUUGGUUAUGCAUGAAGGAAAAAAAAAAUUCUGCCACUGCAUUCGUUUGCUAAAAACAAAUGUGCACCAUUCUGUCUGGCAUUACCCCCCCAAGUCUAUUGUCUUUGUACUUUAGAGUAGAAUUUUCCAAUCUAUAGAAUCACUUUGAAGAGGAAAAACUUCACAUAUAAAUCUAGAAAAGUGCUAUUUUGGAUUUUACUGUUUGUGUGGAGUUCAGCCAAGCCAGCCAUAAAUGUUAAUGUGUUCUUGUCUGAUUUUUAAUGGGUGGUGUUGACCUUCCCCUCCUUUCUGAGAUAUUUAAACUAGUGCUUGCAGUUUAAAAAGUAUGUAUGGAAAAAUGGCUGAAAAAUUCCUCCAGACAAAAUGUUGCAUUACAAAACUGCAUCAUACUGUUAGUGCCUUCAAAGCCAGCUGGGAAUGUUCAUACCUAUGACUGCCACUGCAGCCUACUUAAGAUUAUUUGGUGCCAAAAGACAGAAAGUUUAACAGUUGUGCAUUCACAGUGUUGUGUAACCUGUUAGCUGUAGCUUUUAAUAGGAAUAUACCACUCUACAUUCCACUAAAGUGGUUAGUGACUAGGUGUUCAGUAUAGUUAUCAUUGGCUUUCAACAUCCAAAUUUGUAUCACAGAAACACCUCUGUUAGCUGCCUAAGAUGUGUUCAACUAAUUAAUAUUUGCACAAUGGUUAUGAAUGUUGCAUGUUUUCCUUGGUAGUCUACAAGGAUGUGAUUUGUAGUACUUGCAGGUUGAAAAGGCCUUAAAAUAUUAUGGGGGUGUAGGUUCAAACUGGAGAUCUCUUUUGUUUUUAUUUACCUCUUUUUGCAGGAAAUAUGCAAGUUUACCUGUAAAACAUCAGGCAGUGGGAGAACCAAGUUGUACGUAUCCAUUUCUCUCCUUUUGGGAACCAGUUAUCAACAGAUGUCACUGAAGCAUAUGUAGGUGAUGAGCCACGUGGAAGAGAUUGAGAUGCUGAGGUGAUAGUUCAGCAUGAGGUCAUUUUUACUGGGUUCCACAGAUGUGCACGUGCACAGAAAUGUGCAUUUGGAUGUUGUAUUGAAGGAUGCUGCCUUGCUUCGUAGAUCCAUAUCUCUAGAAUUGUAAGCAAGACUAAGGCACUUAACAGAAUGGUGUUGGUUAGUCUGCAUGAUUCUACACACGUUUCCAAGGACCAGAAAAAUGGGAUGAUGGGGAGUUUAUCUUAACUCAUUAUGUAAAACUAUAUCCAAUAGGUGGUGAAAAAAGAAUAUUUGUCAGCUCAUGUCAUGGGACCAAAGUAGUAGAACAUUCCUGGGCUGAAAAUAUAAUGUUGACUUUUUAUUUUGCCACAUCAUGCUGUUAGUUUGAAAAUGUGUGACUUUGAAUUUGAUUUUGAAACCACUAAGCAUAAAAAAAUUAAAACUGAAUGUCUGGAGAAUGGCUAAUUUGAACAUAAAAUGUUUUUCUGCUUGUCACUUAACACAAUGCACAUUGGUGCCUAGUGUAGGCUUACCAGCAAGUAAUGUAAUCCACAUUUAUUCUUAACUUGACCAGUGAGAGAGUAAUUUGGCUGAACUAAACAGCAUCAGAGCAUAUGUAGCAGUGUAACAAUCUGCUGGUCCCAAAAAGCUCUGUAGUGCUUGAUGUCAGUUUGCCUGCAUCUCUAAAAAAAAAAAUAUCAGAUUGUCAAGUAAGUAACUAAACUGGAAAAUUGUUACUUUAAUUCAGUUUGCACUGAAAAUGCUGUGAAUUAAUCUAGAAAGUUAAAUUUUGCACUUUAGGUUAAGAGGUUGGUUUUAAAUACCCAGUCAGUGCAGCAGAUUUCUCAGCCCGUUAGUGUAACUUUGGUCACCUGCUUGACCCUUCUCAAGCAAAAUAGAUAUACAUUUCUAGUAGUUCUGCUGUUAAUGAUGACAUUUGCAGUGUCAUCUUGAAUACAUCUGAUGAUACUAAUUGUGGGACUGUUUUAAAACCAUAGUUUGAGAAUGUUUGCCAUUUGUAAUUUUGCACAGUUUCCUAAAGAAACUAGCACAGCCUACUAAGCAGCCUAGAAAACAUUACAAAAGCAAGUGAUCUGGCUCACCAAAGCACCAGAGCUGCAUUUUGUUCUUCCAAAGUAAGCUGCUUUAGACUACAAACUUUAGGAGACUGAAUUUGAAUUUGGUUAUUACAAAGGAUAGGUAAUCCCACUGCUUUAGACUACAAACUUUAGGAGACUGAAUUUGAAUUUGGUUAUUGCAAAGGAUAGGUAAUCCCACUGCUAUCAGCUGUGUUAUGCUGACAACUCACCCACAGUGGCACACUUGAAGUGGAGUUUGUGACAAAGGCAUACCAGCAAACUGCCAAACCGAAUUGAGUGGUAACCUGCAGCAGUACAGUGAUUACAGUUCACAUUUCACUGUAUUGAGUGUAGAUGGUAUAAAAUAUGCAAGUAAAUCUUCUACAAGGCUACAGUUGCUGUUUCAUUUUUGCCCACUGGACUUGUUCAUUUUCAGCAAUGGGCAUUUUUAAGCAUUUCCUGCUGCCAGUGUGAGAUUUACUGAAUAACUGAUUUCUUUUUAUUCUACAUGUAUGUCCUUUGUAUAGAAUGAACUUUUUUCUUUAACUGCAACAUAUGAGCUGGGUCAGUUGAUGCUGUCAUUUUACAGGUCAGAUGUUUUGAAACUGUCCUUUGUGUUAAUGAAAGUGCUUUUUUGUGCGUGUAACCAAGUUGAACAAAGUGCAUUUGUGCCAAUGCAGUUUACAUGGACUAGAAGGCGUUAGUGCUUUUAUGCCUAAUGUUACCAUAUGCCUUAUGUGUUUCUGAAGUUAAUAAAAGCAUAACCAGAA
Protopterus annectens (West African lungfish) is the source of this 7334-nucleotide messenger RNA. It is a transcript of the gene VAT1, whose product is annotated as vesicle amine transport 1. The record is from RefSeq and is a predicted model, not a curated record. Gene Ontology annotation, molecular function: oxidoreductase activity; zinc ion binding. The coding region runs from base 234 to 1463 and encodes 409 amino acids. The transcript is spliced from 6 exons. NCBI's taxonomy places the organism in Eukaryota, Metazoa, Chordata, Ceratodontiformes, Protopteridae.